UUAGCAAAGUAAAUGCCAUGGCGACAGCAAGCGACAGGAGAUCUGAGGCGGAUGCUCAGGCCAAGGGUCUUCAAGAGCACAUCGGUGUCGUGGAGGACAAUUUCUCUUCUCUACUUCAGAAUUUUGCUGCAAUUUCUCGCAAAUGCGGAAAGCUGCGAGACAAAGGCGACCUGCUUGUGAAAUCUAUGAGGGAAUACUCGGAGCUAGAAACUCCUAGUGUCAAAUCGUCGUUGGGUGCAUGCGCAGAAUGUUUUGCUGGUCUAGAAGACUAUAGGGAAGCAAUGGUUGCAAGGCUAGAGGCCAAAGUUAUUCAACCAUUAACUGAUUAUGGCAAUAUUACAAAGAAGGCCAGAGAAGAGCUGAGAGCAAGACGGACAGCACUUGAAAAAGAACUUGGAAAACAGAGGAAUUUGGAUAAAAUCACUGUGAGAGACCCUGCUGAUGCAUCAAAGAGACAUCGAGUAUGUGGUGAUGCAAGACAGGAAGUGAGUCAAGCCCAAAUUCAAUCGAACAGAGCACAAAAGGCGUUUGAGGAUCAUAUGAUUACCUUCGAAACGAAAAAAAUCAGAGAUCUGAAAAGUGUUUUAGGAGAAUAUGUUCAAGCACAGAUGAUGUUCCAUGCCAAAGCUCUAGAACUACUGACAGUUGCAUUUCAACAAGUGCAGUCAAUUGACGAGGAAGGAGACUUGCAGUAUUUCAAAAACAAGUUGCAGUUAAUGGAAGAUGAUGACCUACAGUCCCACCGCUCAAGACGAUCAACAGCUCAGUCUGACAGUGGUGAACAGGAAGAUGUGGACAAUGUAGAGGAUAUGUAGUCAUGCUAGGUAUAGGCU
This is a messenger RNA of Corticium candelabrum, 833 nucleotides long. RefSeq names its product CBY1-interacting BAR domain-containing protein 1-like. Gene Ontology annotation, biological process: cilium assembly. Gene Ontology annotation, cellular component: ciliary transition zone; ciliary basal body. The transcript is spliced from 8 exons. The record is from RefSeq and is a predicted model, not a curated record. The coding region runs from base 18 to 815 and encodes 265 amino acids. NCBI's taxonomy places the organism in Eukaryota, Metazoa, Porifera, Homoscleromorpha, Homosclerophorida, Plakinidae.